Messenger RNA from Notothenia coriiceps (black rockcod), 4284 nucleotides. It is a transcript of the gene smg8, whose product is annotated as SMG8 nonsense mediated mRNA decay factor. Gene Ontology annotation, biological process: nuclear-transcribed mRNA catabolic process, nonsense-mediated decay. The transcript is spliced from 5 exons. The coding region runs from base 13 to 2910 and encodes 965 amino acids. The record is from RefSeq and is a predicted model, not a curated record. Lineage: Eukaryota; Metazoa; Chordata; Actinopteri; Perciformes; Nototheniidae.
AAGGGAACAAACAUGGCUCUCCCUCUGAGUAUGGAGGCUCUGCUUCAGGCGGACCUCCAGGAGGAUGUCGCUUACCGGGACGAAGGCUUGUGUGUUGUCGGUAUUUUCGGUAAAAGCAACAUGCAACCGGGCGCGCCUAAAGAAUCUAUCGUCAACAGUCUCGCGGACAAACACAUCUUCUCGCUGUUCGGAGGACCGGAAGAUGGCGGUACGGCGGACAGCAGCAUCGAGGCUUUCUACCACCAGGAGAACCGGGUUUUGUACCUGUUGCUGUCCUCCGUGUCCGACAGCCGGCAGCUAUUGCGGGCCUGCGAGUCUCUGAGCGCCGGUACCGGACACUCCGACUCCCACGAGCUGUGGAAAGACCUGGACCGACAGCACUGCCUGCAUUUACUCUACAUCUUCUCCGUGUGUCACGUGCUCCUGCUGGUGCACCCGAACCAGACUUUUGAUGUAACUUAUGACCGUCUCUUCCGGGCCCUGGAUGCUCUGAGACAGAAGGUGCUGCCUCUGAUCCGGGCUGCCAUCAAGGACUGCCCGGUGUCCAAAGAGUGGAAGCUGAACUGUCGGCCAUGCCCUCCUCGCCUGCUCUUCGUCUUCCAGAUGAACGGCUCCAUGAAGGUCUCUACAAACGGCUCAGAGUCUGGAGGAAACCCCGACAAACCCAAGAAGCACUCCCCCAGGAGGAGGCUGCAGCACGCGCUCGAGGACCAGAUCUACCGUAUCUUCCGUAAGAGCAGAGUCUUGACCAAUCAGAGCAGCAACUGCCUGUUCACCGUUCCCGCCAACCAGGCCUUCGUGUACGUGAUCCCGACCGUUGACGAGGACCCUGUGGGCGCGUUGCUCAGCCAGCUGCGCUCCACCUGCACCGUGAGUGAAACCGAGCCAGCCGUGGUGGUGACGGGCCCGCGGAGAUAUCAGCAGAUGAGACGUUCAGCGCGACAGACGACUUACAGCGGAGAUCCAGCGACUCUGUUGAUGGGCGGUCAGCUGACAGACUGCAGCCUGAAGGAGUUCCUCUGGCAGCACGUGGAGCUGGUGCUCACCAAGAAAGGCUUCGACGACAGCGUUGGUCGCAACCCUCAGCCUUCACACUUUGAGCUCCCGACCUACUCCAAGUGGGUCCAGAUCGCCUCUAAGCUCCACCAGGUCCUCAUCAGCAACACAGAGGAGGAAAUAGCAGAGCUUUGGUCAAAGGUUCAGGGCCAGCUGAAGGUUUUGGAGGGUUUUCUCGACGCUGAUACAAAGUUUUCUGAGAACAGGUGUCAGAAAGCCCUGCCUCUGGCUCACAGUGCCUACCAGUCCAACCUCCCCCAUAACUACACAACGACCGUGCACAAGAACCAGCUGGCCCAGGCUCUGCGGGUGUACAGCCAGCAUGCACGAGGCGUGGCUUUCCAGCGCUACGCUCUGCAGCUUCAUGAGGACUGCUACAAGUUCUGGAGCAACGGCCACCAGCUGUGCGAGGAGCGCAGCCUGACGGACCAGCACUGUGUGCACAAGUUCCACCUGCUGCCUCAGACAGGAGAGAAGACAGACAUGGAUCGAAACCCGCCCAUCCUGAACCACAACAGCAGGGGGCGCUCCACCAGCGCCUGUAACUGCGGCAGGAAGCAGGCGCCACGAGAAGAUCCGUUCGACAUCCAGGCGGCCAACUACGACUUCUACCAGAUGCUGGAUGAGAAAUGCUGCGGGAAGUUGGAGCGGAUCGACUUCCCCGUGUUCCAGUCCAGCACCCCGGACCCGGCGCCCGCCACAAACCAGGCUCAGAGGACCCCCAUCGAGGCCUCCGGGUCUACAGAGGUGGUGGUGGAGAAACUGAAGGAGCCGAGCACCACCCAGAGCACCACCCAGAGCCACACCCCCACCCAGAGCCACACCCCCACCCCCAGCCACACACCCAUCCCCGCCCAAAGCCACAACCCCACCCCUGCCCAGAGCCACACCCCUGCCCAGAGCCACACCCCCGCCCAGAGCCACACCCCUGCAGACACCAGCCUCAGCCUGGCCCUCAGCCUGGGUCAGUCCACAGACAGCUUGGGGCCCUAUGCUGACGGAGAUGGCACCGAAACACAAGUCCAGCCAAAGAGACCCAGUCUUGUGGACCGGCAGCCCUCCACCGUGGAGUAUCUCCCCGGGAUGAUGCACUCUGGCUGCGCUAAGGGUCUCCUCCCAAAGUUCUCCAGCUGGUCUCUCGUCAAACUGGGCCCCGCAAAGUCCUACAACUGCCACACGGGCCUGGAGCAGCCGGGCUUCCUCCCCGGAUCCUCCUUCCUGCUGCCCUGGGACCUGGUGAUCCGCUCCCGGUCGGAGGAGGACCCGGACAGACUGACGGAGCCUCUGGAUGGGGGCAACUCCUCGUGGCCGGCCCCCAAUAAGACCCUGGUGGGGAAAAGGGGAAGCACCGGGGGCCUGGGGAGGAGCCGCAGGAGGGACGACAUGGCUCGGAUCUUCGUGGGGUUCGAGUACGAGGACAGCAGGGGGCGGCGCUUCAUCAGCUGCGGGCCGGAUAAGAUAGUGAAGGUUCUGGGGCCGGGGGGGGCCAAAGACCCCGCCACCAGGGUGCUGAACACCGACAUGCCGCUCUACAUCCCGUCCCCGUCGCAGGGCCGCGGCAUCAAGUCUCACUACGCUCAGCUGACUCGGCUGUUUGUCGUCGUGCCGGACUCCCCGCUGGAGGUCACCCUCAACCCACAGGUGCAGCCCGGCCCCCCUCCCUGCCCGUUGUUCCACCCGGAGCAGACAGAUUUGGUUCUUCCUCCCGAUGGGGUCUGGGUUCUGCGGUUCCCUUAUUCCUUCUCUACGGACCGCGGGCCCUGCUACCCCCCCAAAGAGAACCAGCCGCUCAACAACCACAAGGUGCUGCGAGGCAUCCUGAAGGCCACGGCCGCUACCCCGGCCCCUCAGUGACCCUGAGGGACCUCUUAUUUAUUCACACUUCCUGAUAUAGGCCGAGAUGUUUGUGAGUCCGUGCCCCCCCCCUGACCCCUUGAAUCCUCAUCUAAAUGUACUGUCAAUUUUUCCAGCCCGACAUAUUAAAUCUCUUUUUUUUGAUAAUGUCAGGAUGUCUUUUUUAAUCUAAAUUCAAACAUAUUCACGCUCAUGACCCCAAUUGAAAGUACGUACUUCAGUUCAAUCAGGAGAGACUUAGUUUGUUAGUUGAUAACAUCUUUAUUGCCGUAUGAUAUAUAUAUAUACGUUUUGGAGAUUGGACCCCAUCAUACUGUGGUGGAUUAAGGGGGAGGAGGAGCCGACUAGGAAAAGAGAAACCCCCCGGGGUCUAGACACUGGUUGUGGUAAAAACUAAAGGGAAAUAAAAAUCCGGAGUGAUGAGGGUUCUUCUGGGCUAGCCUGCCUUGGAUCUGAUGAGACUGGAGGUGGAGGAGGGUUGAUUCAAUUCUCCUGAACGAUGCUGGCAGGGGAGAAAAAAAGCAGAUUUAAACAUUUGUGCUGUGAUAGGCUGUGGAGAUGAGACGCCACCGAUUGGUUUAGCUGGGUGUAGGUUGCGCUCUUGCUUAUUGAAAGAAAGGGCGAGUGAGUGAGAGAGAGAAUUGUGAAUGAGAGCGUGGGAACCAGUCUUCCUGAAAGAACUUGUGCUGAGCUUCAUUUCAGACUGAAGGAGCCAUUAGAACAGGCUAAUUAUGGGGUACAGUAAUAAGGCUGGACUCAUGUACGCUUUACUUUAAAUCCCCGUAUUUAACAGUUACUAGCAGUAAAUAUACAUUUAAUAAAAAGUCUAUACAACACCAAUGGAGUUGUAUGCAGAUUUAAUUAGGGAUGUAACUACCGGUACAUAUUAUUUUUAAUCAAUUGCUUUUUUGUUGUAAAUAAUCAGGAAACUGGGAAAUGCCAACCACAAAUCGUUAAGACCUGAAGACAUUUCAUAUCAUUAAAUGUUCCUUUUUGUGCCUUUAAAAAACAUUCUGUAUUUAUGUGUCCUCUGUAAUACACAUCGGAGCAGAUGAAACCAGGAACUUUGUAUAAAAAAACUUUAGAAGAUUAAUCCACUAUCACAACAGUUGCUGAUAUGUUUUGUGCAAAUUGAGACCAGCUUCGUGUAGUUUUCUCUCCCAGACUACGUGGCAUGAAACGUAGUUGUUUUAGCACUUUUCAUAUCUGUGAAUUUUGAGGACUUCCAGUUAAUAGCUACCUGUAUUCUGCAUCAUGUGUCACACAAUACACGUACCUACUACUAAAACACUGACUACUACUAAAAAGAACAGACAGACUGGGGACCGGAGUGGAACAAUUAAUUGUUUUCUGUAAAUAAAAGCUAGUUCUUCA